CAAAAGACGGAAUAAACCCCAACCAUAUAAAUGUUUCCACUUUCACUUCCCUCUGCUUGGAAAGUUAUUCGUCACUCAGCCAUUAACACUUUCUCUCCAGUUUUUAAUCCUGGUUGAUUUUUAGAAAAUGGAUGGAGAUGCGUUAACGGAGCAAGAAACUGCGCUUUAUGAUCGUCAAAUUAGGGUAUGGGGUGCUGAUGCUCAACGAAGGCUGAGUAAAGCGCAUGUGCUGGUUGGUGGGAUGAAGGGAACAGUUGCUGAGGUCUGCAAGAACAUAGUGUUAGCUGGUGUUGGAAGUCUUACAUUAGUGGACGAUAGUCCAGUAACGGAAGAAGCGCUGAAUGCUAACUUCUUAAUAACUCCAGACGAGAAGCUCUAUGCAGGGCGCUCUAUAGCAGAGGUUUGUUGUGACUCUUUGAAGGAUUUCAACCCAAUGGUUCACGUCUCUGUGGAAAAAGGUGACUUGUCAAGUCUCAGUACAGAUUUUUUUGAGAAGUUUGAUGUUAUUAUAGUCAGCAAUUCCUCUCUAAGCACAAAGAAAGCAAUUGAUGAGAAAUGCCGGAAGUUGUCGAAGCGCAUUGCAUUUUAUUCAGUUGAUUGCCGCGACUCUUGCGGUGAGAUAUUUGUUGAUCUGCAGGACCAUUCUUGUACAAAGAAACAGGUUAAUGAGACUGUUGAAUGCUGCCUGCAGUAUCCUAGUUUUGCGGAAGCGGUUGCAGUACCAUGGAAGAAUCUUCCUAAGCGAGUCUCCAAACUUUUCUUUGCCAUGAGAGUCAUAGAAAAGUUCGAGGAGUCAGAGGCACGUACUUCUGGUGAAAUCUCACUUGCUGAUCUUCCUAAUGUCCUGAAGCUAAGGAAGGAACUCUGUGAAGCACAGUUGUUCAAUGAAUCUCAAAUUCCCGAUUCCCUCCUCUCUAGAUUACUGCUGGGUAAAUUAGAGUUCCCUCCAGUUUGUGCCAUUAUUGGCGGGAUUCUUGGACAGGAAGUCAUUAAAGCUAUAUCAUGCAAAGGAGAGCCAAUCAAGAAUUUCUUCUACUUCGAUGCCAUGGAUGGUAAAGGUGUAAUUGAGGAUAUAUCGAAUCCCAAUUCUGCUAGUUGAGUAGUCAACAUAAAGUUUUUCUGUAACUUAAAGCACGUCAUAUGGUAUUAGGGUGGUUUUGUUUUCCUCCAAUUUUAGUAGAUUGGAUGAUGCUUUAGGGAAAUAGCACAGAUUAGUGCAGAAAAUGCGGCUUCAUUCCUUGCUCCGAAUAUCAGCUGGAAAACUUCACACCUUGAUGUUGAAGUGGGUGAAAAUGAGCCUUGCAUUUCUCGUAGGAUCUAACUGUAUGAUUAUUUUCUGAGGAUGGUAAGUGUUCUUCCGGGUGAAGACGGUUAGUGUUUUUUGCGCAAUUGCUGCGUCUAAUAUUUACCAAUGUGAUUAAUGUGAUUUAGGCAAUGUGAUUAACUUAUUUUUGUUUAACUUAAAUUUUGCCGAACCUUUGCAAAACUGGAUUCAUGUUUUGUUGAA
Molecule: messenger RNA, 1507 nt
Organism: Chenopodium quinoa (quinoa)
Lineage: Eukaryota; Viridiplantae; Streptophyta; Magnoliopsida; Caryophyllales; Amaranthaceae
Product: SUMO-activating enzyme subunit 1B-1-like
Exons: 11
Coding region: 128-1099 (323 amino acids)
Biological process (GO): protein sumoylation
Cellular component (GO): SUMO activating enzyme complex; cytoplasm
Molecular function (GO): SUMO activating enzyme activity
Source: RefSeq, a predicted model, not a curated record